Messenger RNA from Canis lupus familiaris (dog), 1509 nucleotides. RefSeq names its product H2A.W histone (gene H2AC25). Gene Ontology annotation, cellular component: nucleosome. The coding region runs from base 58 to 450 and encodes 130 amino acids. The record is from RefSeq and is a predicted model, not a curated record. The transcript has a single exon. NCBI's taxonomy places the organism in Eukaryota, Metazoa, Chordata, Mammalia, Carnivora, Canidae. Gene Ontology annotation, molecular function: structural constituent of chromatin; DNA binding; protein heterodimerization activity.
CGCGGUUUCUGUGGGCGUUCUCUCCCGGUUCCCUCUCUCUUCGUGCCCCUCGCGGAGAUGUCUGGCCGAGGCAAGCAGGGCGGCAAGGCGCGCGCCAAGGCCAAGUCCCGCUCGUCCCGGGCGGGGCUGCAGUUCCCGGUGGGUCGCGUGCACCGUCUCCUCCGCAAGGGCAACUACUCGGAGCGGGUCGGGGCGGGCGCGCCGGUGUACCUGGCGGCCGUGCUGGAGUACCUGACGGCCGAGAUCCUGGAGCUGGCGGGCAACGCGGCCCGCGACAACAAGAAGACGCGCAUCAUCCCGCGCCACCUGCAGCUGGCCAUCCGCAACGACGAGGAGCUCAACAAGCUGCUGGGCCGCGUGACCAUCGCGCAGGGCGGCGUCCUGCCCAACAUCCAGGCCGUGCUGCUGCCCAAGAAGACCGAGAGCCACCACAAGGCCAAGAGCAAGUGAGGCCGCAGAGGCGGGCCGGCCACGGCUGUGCGCCCCAAGGGCCCCUUGACACCAAAGGCUCUUUUAAGAGCCACCCACAGUCUCCGCAAAAGAGCCGCACUGAGCACGCAGCCUGAGCCUGUCCAAGCGCCGCCGCCUCCUGCGAGGCGCACGGGGAAGCUGGGCAAGACCUGGGUGCGCCCGCGCACCUGGUGGGCGCCUGUGCGGGUUUGCGCCGGACACGUGGGCGGCCUUGGCCUUCCACCCAGCCUCCUCCCUCCUCCGCGCCCCGGGUAGUUUCGGGAAGGGUCAGCCAUGGCUGGAGAUCACUGCCUCUGGAUGGAUGCGCAGAGUGGUCCUCUGGCUCCUGUAGACUUCAAUACAGGCUGUCCGCUUCCCACGCACCUGGUGUUGCAGAUGGGCAGCUUAUGCAGAGCAUCUGCUUUUGGGGGGCCCCUCCAUAAACCUUAACGACUUACACUUUCAAACAUAAAGAUGCUUGACUGAGCGAGUGGACAUUGCAAACUAGAAACGUGAGGUCCAACCGAGUUAUGAUCUAGUCUGGGUGUGAAUGUCUUGCAAAGGGUUUGUGUUCGAAAACCAUUUGCAGCAUUUUAAAAAUCCUAUUUUUAAAAAGCGUAGACUUGGGAUCCCUGGGUGGCGCAGGGGUUUGGUGCCUGCCUUUGGCCCAGGGCGCGAUCCUGGAGACCUGGGAUCGAAUCCCACGUCGGGCUCCCGGUGCAUGGAGCCUGCUUCUCCCUCUGCCUGUGUUUCUGCCUCUCUCUCUUUCUCUGUGUAACUAUCAUAAAUAAAUAAACAUUAAAAAAAAGAAAAGCGUAGACUUUUAAAUCUUAAUGUAAGUAAAAUGUUCAAAGCCAUUCAACUGUUCAAUCUGGGUUGGUCACACGUAAAUCCGAAUCCCUUAACCCUAUGGCUAAAAUCAGAGUAAGAUAAUUUUGUCCAUGGAGUUUGGUCAGGAAAACCAGGUUUGUGAAUUUAGUGCGUGGAAAGUCAACACUGAGGAUCGGAUUAUGUAAUACACGUGUGGCUAUUUAGGAGGACGCCUGUUCAUGAGCUCUA